Messenger RNA from Ophidiomyces ophidiicola, 1659 nucleotides. RefSeq names its product Ribosomal protein arginine N-methyltransferase rmt3 (gene rmt3). Gene Ontology annotation, biological process: peptidyl-arginine methylation. Gene Ontology annotation, cellular component: nucleus. Bases 1 to 1659 code for a protein of 552 amino acids. The transcript is spliced from 4 exons. NCBI's taxonomy places the organism in Eukaryota, Fungi, Ascomycota, Eurotiomycetes, Onygenales, Onygenaceae. Gene Ontology annotation, molecular function: protein-arginine N-methyltransferase activity. The record is from RefSeq and is a predicted model, not a curated record.
AUGACUAUAACAUUGCCCACGCAUUCGGACUGCUGUGACGACAAUGGCAUCGACGACAGCUCCAGUGAGUCGAGCCCCAGCGAGUGCCUCGACGUAACGAAGGACGAUGGGUGGGAAGAUGUCGAGCCGGACGAAGAGAACACUUCUAUUGUCAGUCUGUUUAGCAACAAAAUAUUCCGAGAUGCCCAAUCGAUGCUAGAAGACUGUAAAGAAAAUUUUAAUUUCGACCUUUUAAAGGUGCGAAGGGACUUCGACCUAGAUUUUUUGGGCACUAUAAAGCUUGUUAACUAUGUGCGCUCCGAGGUUAAGUCAGGUAACAUGACUCCAGAUGUAUCGUCGACCUCUCUAUUCGAAGACGAUAAAUUCCUGAAGCCAGUGUUGGAUGACGAUGCGCUUCUAUAUAGCUUGGAAGAUGUUUCAGACAGCCUGUAUGAUGAGCCGGCAGCAAAUCCGGCUCAACGCAUAAACGUCCUUGAAGCGGAGCUUGCUCGUCUUAGAGAGGAGUUCGUCGAGUACAAGCACAUGGUACAGAAGUCCCUAGGCAAGCAGCUGGGGAGCGAGGCCGAAAAGGACUUGCCAGUCUUAUCGAAUCAACAAAAUAGGGAAAAGGGCACAGAUUCAGAAAGAUUUAAAAAUGCCGAAGCUGGGUAUUUCACUUCUUAUGCAUACAAUACGAUACACGAAUCGAUGCUGAAGGAUACGAUACGUACAGACGCUUAUCGUGAUUUCAUAUAUGACAAUAAAAGUCUUUUUAAAGACAAAAUCGUCCUCGAUGUCGGCUGUGGUUCUGGAAUCCUUUCUAUGUUUUGUGCAAAGGCUGGGGCAAAAAUGGUCAUUGCCGUGGAUAACUCGGACAUAAUUGAUAAAGCGCGUCAAGUUGUGUAUGAUAAUGGCUUUGGGGAUGUGAUCAAAUGUUUACGUGGGAAAAUUGAAGAGGUGGUUCUGCCAGUACAACAAGUGGACAUCAUUGUUUCGGAGUGGAUGGGCUACUGUCUGCUAUUCGAGGCAAUGCUAGACUCGGUGCUCUUCGCACGAGAUCGCUAUCUUACCCCAGGUGGUUUGAUGGUGCCCUCCCAUGCAACACUGCGAAUAGCUCCUAUUGCAGACAGCGAUUUUAUGGAUGAUAACGUCUCUUUUUGGAACUCAGUGUACGGAUUUAAAAUGUCGAGCAUGCUGGAGAACGUGUACGACGAAGUUCUAAUCCAAACAGUUAAACCAUCGGCGCUGGUUGGAGACUCCGCUCUAUUUUUGUCCCUUCCUUUGCACAAGGUGACAGUUGAGCAGCUUACCUUUACCAAGGAUUUUGAGGUGUCCGUUACAAAGGACACUGACACUCUCGAUGCUUGGCUUGUGUGGUUUGAUAUGUUUUUCAUGCCAUCCUGCGAGAGCGAGUUAGAGGGCAACCCGGUUCCAAGUGCCAUGAAGAAGAUAGACAGGGUUGCUUUUACAACUGGUCCUGAUGGACAAGAAACUCAUUGGCAUCAGGGGAUAUUUUUGGUAAAACAUGGGAAAUAUGGAAAAUGCCCCUUGAAAAAAGGGCAGCAUAUCAAGGGAAAAAUUGCAUACAAAAAGCAAGAAAAGUCACGAUUACUAGACAUUUGCAUUGAAUGGGCUGUCGAUGAAAAGCCGUCUGUUUCUCAGGAAUGGGCAUUGCAAUGA